This is a messenger RNA of Darwinula stevensoni, 753 nucleotides long. The record is from the annotation of a GenBank genome assembly. NCBI's taxonomy places the organism in Eukaryota, Metazoa, Arthropoda, Ostracoda, Podocopida, Darwinulidae.
AUGGAGAGCAUGCUUCCGAAAUUCAACUUCACGUUGGACGUCAUCCUGGUAACUCAGGAAUAAUUGGGUUGGCAAUCUCCACGUGACAUUGAAACGCCCCCGUCCCCAGAUAGCACUGUUGUAGAUGCAGAGCCAGCCAAGAAUAAGCAAAAAAUGUAUGGUCAUGAUAGCGAGGACAUAUUCGAUUACUCUGCAUCCUCGUCGACACCUAUGCACGCUGGGGACGAUGGCAAUCUUCAUGAUCCUUUGGUUAAGUGCACGUGUCAGUUUGGAGAAAGACUGAACAACAUCGCAAUUCCAAGCACAUGCCGUCAGGAAAUUAGAUUUGAUAUCCGCGACCACAUUCAGGUGUACUUGGGCGGUGGCAAAGCAUUGCCUUUCAGCGAGGCAUCCAAGGAGUAUGUGAACCGAUACUACACAAAGGUUGGGGAGACUCAUCAUUCUUUCCCAUCGGGCUUCCUCCUCAGAAAGGAGGAACUCGACGAGAGAGAAGGUCUGAAGAACAUCACGAUAUUGGAUGGAAAGGAAGAGUGUAUAUUGGAAGACCGUCAGGAACUCUUCGCCUUCCUCCGGAGAGAGGGAAAGGGGAAACACGUGCUGCUGGAUGAAGUUCCCCUCACUCUAGGGAUCCAAGGUCGCCUGGAUGAGAUGAGGCUCUCAGUAUAUUGGAAGACCGUCAGGAACUCUUCGCCUUCCUCCGGAGAGAGGGAAAGGGGAAACACGUGCUGCUGGAUGAAGUUCCCCUCACUCUAG